Prorocentrum cordatum is the source of this 1614-nucleotide messenger RNA. Lineage: Eukaryota; Dinophyceae; Prorocentrales; Prorocentraceae. The record is from the annotation of a GenBank genome assembly.
AUGGUCGCCGCGGGGAUAUCUCACACGAUCUUGCUCGUCAGCGACGGCACAGUUGACGCUCACGGCAACAAUGACUUCGGUCAGUGCGACGUGCCAGCGCUGGAGGGAAGCUCCCACACUGUCUUGCUCAAGAGCGACGGCACGGUUGCAGCCUGCGGCCUUAACAACGAAGGCCAGUGCGACGUGCCGGCGCUGGAGGGAGGCCUGACUUACACGCACGUCGCCGCGGGACGCUUCCACACGGUCUUGCUCCAUAGCGACGGCACAGUUGACGCUCACUGCAGCAAUGGCUUCGGUCAGUGCGACGUGCCGGCGCCCGAGGGAGGCCUGACUUACACGCACGUCGCCGCUGGAGGCCACCACACUGUCUUGCUCCGGAGCGAUGGCACGGCUGCAGCCUGCGGCAACAAUGACUUCGGGCAGUGCGACUUGCCAGCGAUGGUGGGAGGCCUGACGUACACGCAUGUAGCCGCUGGAGGCCACCACACGGUCUUGCUCAGUAGCGCUGGCACGGUUGCAGCUUGCGGCUUCAAUGCCUACGCCAGUGCGACGUGCCGGCAUGACAUUCACGCACGUCGCCGCGGGGUGCUUCCAACGGUUUUGGUCAGUAGUGACGGCACGUGGGCUUGCUGCGGCAACGGUGAUUUCGACCAGUGCGAUUUGCUGGAUUUGGAGGAAGGGCUAACCUACACUCACGCCGUUGCGGGAUGCCACCACACGGUCUUGCUCAGUAGCGCCGGCACGGUUGCAGCCUGCGGCUUCAAUGCCUACGGCCAGUGCGACGUGCCAGCGGACGUCGCCGCGGGACGCAUGCACACGGUCUUGCUCAAGGGCGACGGCACGGUUGCAGCCCGCGGCUGCGGUGACCAUGGCCAAUGCGACGUGCCAGCGCUAGAGGGAGGCCUGACCUACACGGACGUCACCGCUGGAGGUCUGGCCUACACGCACGUCGCCGCGGAAGGCUCCCACACGGUCCUGCUCAGGAGCGACGUCACGGCUGCAGCCUGCGGCCUCAAUGACGAGGGCCAGUGCGAUGUGCCGACGCUGGAGGGAGGGCUGAUCUACACGCACGUCGCCGCUGGAGGCUCUCACACGGUCUUGAUCAGAAGCGACGGCACGGCUGCAGCCUGUGAUUGCAACACAGACGGCCAGUGCGACGUGCCCGCGUUGGAGGAGGCGCUGACCUACACGGACGCAUUCGCAGGACGCAUGCACACGGUUUUGCUCAGGAGCGACGGCACGGUUGCAGCCUGCGGCAGCAAUAACGAAGGCCAGUGCGAGGUGUCGGCGCUAGAGGAAGGCCAGACCUACACGCACGUCACCGCGGGAGGCUCUCACACGGUCUUGCUCCAGAGCGACGGCACGGUUGCAGCCUGCGGCAACAACGACGUUGGCCAGAGUUACAUGCCGGCGAUGUAUAGAGGGCUGUCCUACAGAGCGCGUUUGUUUGGAGUUGCGCUUCUCUUGCAGGAAUCGCUCGACGGCGGUUCCGUGAUGUUCGUAACCAUGGGCGGGGUAAAGCGCUGCCGAAUCCCGGUGGCGCGCCUGACGCUCUGCUCACACACGUGUACGACCAGCUGGCGGCCGGGCACCGCGCAAGCAGACUUGGCCCCG